Molecule: messenger RNA, 8431 nt
Organism: Amoebophrya sp. A25
Lineage: Eukaryota; Dinophyceae; Syndiniales; Amoebophryaceae
Source: the annotation of a GenBank genome assembly
AUGAAUACUCCACGGACCGACGGAGCGGAACACACGCACAAAAAGCACAGGAAAACGUCAAAAGAGCGCAGCAUGUCAGUCUGCAUUCGUUUCCGACCGCGUUUAACGCCUGUUCCCUCACCAGAUUGGUGGACGGCGUCCGGUAAUAUUAAGGCUACAAGAAACCAUCUUCUUCACAGGCAUCCUGUUCCCGUUUUAAAGGGACGAGGAGAAGGGGACCCAAGAUGCUGCUUGCGGUGGGUGGUCUCCCUACUUAGUUCUAUCUAAUAAUAGUGUGUUCAGGGAUCGACUUCUGGAUCUGGCGUUGCAUGGAGACCAGCAACAAGACACGCAUGAAGAUUGUGCAUCUGAAACGAAUGCAGCAAGGUUGUCUAGGAUCAACAACACGUGGAAGAAUGUAAAUCCUAGACCGAGUAAGCGAGAUUGGAGACAGCGCGUCUUUGACAAGGGUCUAGGCUCUUCAGAGGACACGACGUCGCAAGCGAGCGAGGCAGCGGAAGAGCGACGUCAACGAAGGGUUUUCACGCGAGGAGCGCUACUCGAAGAAGAAUGGAGACGACAUUCAGCGGAUGAGGAGAAGUCGGGGGCGAACGAAGUUGGUGCCGCUAAUUUUAAGGCUCAACUUUCAUUGGUCAUUGAAGUUGGUCACUGACACCGAAGCGGAGACCCCUUGAGACAACACGGGAAAUCUAAGGGGAGCAAGAAGGGGAAAGCUCUGUAAGGGGCCUUGUCCCGUUCAGAGUCAGUGGCCAAUGACUGCUGACCUUUAAUAAUAAUCCUCUGGAUAAGAAAACUCGUCGAAAAAUAGCUAAUCGAGCGUCUUCAACGGAUGCUCCUGUAACAACUACGGACAGCAUCGGUUUUUACGGGUAGGUUAAACGUGUUCUUGUUGCCGUUUGUUUUGCCUCUCCUAAGGGAGAACGGCAGAACAAACGGGAAACACAAACGCCAAAGCUCUACCGCUAAGGUAUAAUGCACCUUGCGCGUACCAGUUGGAGUCGCGUGUUUCACCACGACGUGGACGGACCGAGUGCUGCUUCCUCUUCAUCUCUCAACAUUAAGGCUGCAAAAAAUCCAUCUUCACAGGCAUCUUGGUCUCUUUUUUACAGGGAAAAAGGGGCCUAAGAUGCUGUUGAAGAUGGAUUUCUCUUGGUUCUAAUGACGCCAGCAGCGUAAGAGAGCCAACAAGUAGCGAGUGGCGUCGCGUGGAGGAUGAAGCUGCUAAUGUGCUCGAACGCGCUGCUGACGCAGACGAGACGCUGUGUCGACAAUUGCGCACACUUCAUCAGGAGACACUGACGCGCGUGUUUGAAAGCGAAGAGGAAAAGCGACGUUCUUUAGCUGCCUCUGACAAUGAUGCUAGUAAUAUGUUGGAGAGGACCGCGGGCGGCGAUGGUCGAGACGAGUCUUCGCGUCGAGAAAAACGACGAAACGAGGCUGCAGAGAAAGCGCAUGGUAAAAGAAUAGCAGUGAUUCGUGACAAAUUUCGUGAUGAAACGACGCGAAUGAUACGAGAUUGGCGUCGCUUACGUUUACAGCUUGGGAAGACGGACGUAGUUCGAAUACAAAGGAUGGCUGCGCGCGUGCCUCCUUCACUCCGACCUACCUAUGUUUUCGAUGAUGACACGUCCGCGGCUGUCAUUCGCGGAGGUUCCUCGGGUGUCAUUCUCGGAGGUGAGCAGGCUGCAAGGAUUGUUGAGGAGUCCCCGAUGCUAAAUCUGCAACGCUUUUGCCGCAUAUGGCUAAAGUCGUUCCUGCAUCGCGGUCUGAGCGUCACGGACGUUGCUCGUCAUCGUGGUGCCGGACGCUGGUUGCUAUGGCACUUUCCUGCGAAUGAAAUUUUCGAAAAAAACGACGAUGAACUGGCGCAACGUUCUUUGUCGGCGGAGCAGCGCGAGUUCGCUCGCGCCUACGGUUUCGCUCUGAGUGAGGACGGCGCACGAGAGGUGGUUUGGGUUCCCCAUCGCGCUCUGCAUCGUUGGCAGGAGACCGUUGCGGAAGCUGAGCGCCAUGGGAAAAGCACGUUGGCCGCCCGUCUGCGCCGCUGUGGUCCUGAGGUGCUUGGGUGGACCCUUGAAACGGAGCCGGACCGACCUCAACUUAAGGCUCAACUUGGUCGCUCAACCUCCUUGGUCAUCACUCAGAUUGGGGUCACUGACACGGAAGAGAUCAGGGGAAAACUAAGGGAAAACAAUGCGAGAGGCGGGAGGGCGUUUUCUUUCAGAGACGGUGACUCAUGGCUUCCGACCUCUAAUCAGCACCGCGGGAACGACGAACUGGAGGACGUGGCGCUUCUUUCUGUGGCCGAUCGUGUCUUAGCGGUGAACGGUAUGACGUUGCGCAGAGGCACGCCGCUGCGGCGUGUCUUUCGGCAAGUAAGUUAUGGGUACCGUCAACCCAUCACCAUCUAUAUUUACAAGAACGUCUUUUGGCCAAGUCCUUCUUGGAACUACAAGCUAAAUGGGUUGUCGUUGCCUCCAAGUAAGAGAAGUCUGUCCAGAUUCUUGCUAUCUUUUCGUCUCUUUUCGACCAGCACUAGUUCUGACUGAUCAAGAUGACGAGACUACUUUCGUCGAGGACGAUGGUGCUGACGAAAUGGUCCGAGAGUUCGAGGAACGCGCAAUGAUGUCGGGGAAGCACUCCUCUGAACUACAGGGUCUUCAUUAAGGCAACCGCUGAAGUAUCUUCAGCUUCAUCCCUGGCUCUUUUUCUACUUGAGAAGCUCUCAGGGAUGCGACCGCGGUAGCUCUAAAAACUUCACAAGAAUCACGGGUACGUCGCACGCUCAUCGGACGAAGCCCUAAAGAAAGCAGCGAUGGAAGACAUCCAGAAAAACGCUGAAAACCGACGUCGGAAAUUUCACGGAAAUGUUGCUCAGGCAGAAGGGGAGGGUGAAGCAUCUCCAAGUACUAUAAUGAACAUUGCAGGAGGAGCAGAUAAAUUGGCGACUACUGCUGCUGGCAAAGGUACAACUAAAGGAAAAAAAUCUGAUGGAUCUUCACUCCUUAGUGCCGGAGAAAAUAUGAGUAAGGAGGAUCCGCAUAGCAUUACCCACAAGCUCCUGAGUCAAUUGCACGCGGAUUUGGUUUUUCUUGGCACGUUGCAGAAAAAGACGAUAGUACACGGCAAGGACAAACCGCAGAAAUUCUCGGAGAAGCUAUGGCUUGUUCUUGGAGUAUCUUUCUAUGUAUCUUGUCAAGAACAAGUAUCUUUCUAUGUAUCUAUGUGUAAGGAUAUUUAAUAUCCUGGAACGGGGGGAAGGUGGUUGUACCUUGAACCUUGGACGAAGGUUGUACUUGUUACCAGAAAUAUCGUGUACAACUACGGAAAUCUUCUGUGCUUGACACUUACGUGGUUAAGAUGAAACUUUAUAGGAGCGCCUUGACAACAAUGUAAAGAUAUAUUUAUAAAGUGCAGCUUACAAAUAUGUUUAUAGAUAUAUAGUACUUAUAUAUAGUCUACUUAGUGCUCCAGCUCCUCCUCCACGUCUAACGUACGACGUUCUGCAGAUGGGCCGCGAUCAGAAGCGCAUGCUUGAAGCCUGGCAGCCGGAAGAGAAAAAGUGGUGGGAUAUGCAAAGAGUGCGCAUGGAGGAACUAAACCGGGAACUUCUGCUGUCCGCGGAUGGUAUCCUCGCUGAAGAGGAGGUGCGUGCUGGAGGAGCUGAACGUGGCGGAUUUAGUCACACGACAACUGCAUCGUCUUCUAGUAGAAGCCGUGCUCCCAUUAUUCGUACGCUAGGUCGUUUUGAAUUUGACAUCCCUUAUGCAGUAUUGGAAGAGCGACGGGAGGUUUUCGUAGCUGCUGUACGAAACGAGAUGGCGGAGUUUGCGGCUUGUCAUCGUGAUCAUAUAGAGCUGCUUCUAGCGUCUUCGUGGCGACCGCUGCGGCCUGAUGAGCGCGGCGACGCGGGCGGCGCCUUCAGCAGUCUGUCAGCACUCUUCAGUAGCGAGGUAUCACCUGAGAAAGAAGCUGCAGCUGCAUCGAGCAAGAAAUCUUCCAAUAGCAAGGUCGAGGAUGACGAAAAUGAUUCUCCGUCUACUUCGACGACGGGAGACAAGAAUAAUAGCAAGAAAAUCCCGAUUAAAGCCGUGCCAGUUUUGCACGUGCGAGGUCCACCUUCCGCUUUGGACUGUGCAGCGUUUCAACGACACCAAUUUUCCGUGAAGAAAAACCGGCUUUUCGAACUGACUGUAUGCACCUUUAUCCCGGAUCCGCUCGCGCAUGUCGACGUCACCGGUAGUGCGGCACGCGUUUUAGCAUCGGAGAACGUGAGACUGCGAGACAAACUCUCGGAUGUGACUAAUCACGCGUACUAUCUCGAGAUUUUUCAAAAACUUUGUGUUAAGGGUUGCCACGACAUUGCAAUUGCAUUCAUCUUCGCUGCCAUUCUUGACUUAUGUUUUCGAGUAGGAACAAACGGGUCAACAGCAGGGAUGAUCAUGAUCUGAAGAAUGCAAAGGAGCGGCUGCAGCUUCUAAUUGUGGCCAGUAUGAAAAAGCUAUCGAUGCUUUGCGACUGAAAGACGAAGUGUUACCAGAAUUACGUCGUCUGCAGCCGGUCUUGGUGCGUGACGCAAACGAGGGUCGUGAGCGCCCGUCCGCGAUAUUGCAGAAGCUGUUCCGACAGGGCGUCGUCGCGAUGCCUGACUGGAUCGAUGGAGUGUCGGAUAAAGGAAAUGCAGACAUCAGAAAAAAUCGCACAGCAUUUGCUGAUCUCCUUCCGUCUGGUUCGGCAAUUGUCGAUGAUGGCAAAAAUAAAGAAGAGAACAAAGCAGGCUUUUUCCAAGAUCUUUUCGGGAGUGGCAAAUCAGCGAGCGGUGCCAACGCCUUGGCUGAGGGUGAGCAGGCGGGCGGGCCUUCGCCUCGCACGCUGGACCAGCUGGAGCUAGAAGCAGGUGCUGACGACGAGGAAGCGGGCGAAGACGCAGCAGAGAAAAAGAAUAGCGUGGCUGCGAAGGUGAAGGCGCGACAGGCUAGACGGCGCAAUCAGUUACAGGAGAACACGGCGAUUAAGAACAGUAAGUUGGGUUCGGACGAGUGUCCUGACAUCGGCGCUCUGCUGGAUGAUGACGAUAGCAAGUGCUUCGUCCUGGCUGUGUACUUGCGUGGCGCGAGCAAUGUUCCACAGGCGGACCUGUUUUCGCCUAGUGACCCCUACGUCCAGGUUCGCUGCAUUUUUCGGAACGCUUCGGCAGACGGUGAAAACAGUAGGAAAUCUCGAAGAUCGAGCUCCGCAAGGAGGAGAAACACAGAUGAAGAUGCUGGCGCACAAGAUGAUCCUGUUGAUCAUGCUGAAGCCGACGAAAAGAGCGAUGCCGAGGAAAAAUCCUCUGCCACUUCUUCCAAAGGAGACAGCUCUUCUGCGGUUUCGAAGUACUUGAAUCAGGACGCUUUUCAGUACGUUUCUCCAUCUGUUGAGGUACUGGAUGCUGAUGAUUGGCGGGACCUCCAUUUCAUCAAUCGACGAGCCAUUGGCUGCACACGUGUAAUAACGGAUACGGAGUAUCCUGACUGGCACCAGGUCGUCGAAAUUGAGUUGCGGGAACUAGACGUGCGGUUCGAUGAUAUCAUGCUAUGCACUAGAAAUUAUACAUAGUGGUAAUAUUUCGCUGUUUCGUGCUGAAAGAGAUUCAUACAUGCAAAGAAAAUCAUUUUGCGCUACAACCUUGAAGGAACAUCAACUACAUUCUAUGAUUUUAAUCACGUGGAGAGGCUGUAAACAUAAACUCAUGAUUCUACAAGGUACAGCUACUUACAAUCUAUCCAGAAUCUCUAAGACCGAUUGAGCUUGUGGUGAUCGAUGGCAACGGUCCCCUGAGUGUGAGUGACGAUCCUCUGGGCAAAGUGGAAUUCAUGCUCAAAGAUUACUGCGAAGGCCCUGCGGAGAUCCUACAGUACGACGAUACAGGACGCGGGAAGAGUGUGGGCGCAGUGGGCCGAGUGCUAGGAGGCGUUCUAGGUCUUUCAUAUCAGAUCGUGAACAAUGAGACCGUGAAGUCACCAUAUUUUUAGGUACCGUGAAGACGAAGAUAGUCUAAAUGAACUUGUUUUCUGGAGGUAAGCCUCCAUAAGGCCAUAAGCACGAAGUUUAAAUCAUGAGAACAAGGCAUUUCAACAUAUCCGUUCAUUUUUAGUUCUAAAAAUAUCAUGGCCAUUACAAUAAUAUCUGCGCUACUCUAUGAUCCUUUAUCUACAUUCUGAUUCUUUACUUUUACUUCUCCUAGUUAGAUUGGCUCCACCCAUAAUUAUAUGGUGUAUAGGUGGACGAAGCAUACCCAUACAUUGUUGUACUCACAAGGUGGCAGACGAUCUGCACAAGACGAUCCUGCGGGAGAAGAGGAGAUAUUCUCGUCAGAUCCAUCACUUUUAGAUCCGACAUUAUGCUAUGCGCAGAAUCCGACGCUCGUGCAUCGCCGUUACCGACUGCACACAAUGCGAGUGAAGCCACUACUUGUUUUAUGCUGCAUUUAGAUUAAUAUAGAAGCCACUGCUUGGUUUAUGCUGAAUAAAUUAUACAUAGAUAUCACCCUUUUUAGCGAUUCUGCCCUCAAUCAUUGUUGAGCCUAUUUCUGGUGGUGUAGGUUAAGGUUGUCUAGAGUAAACUUCGUUACCUCAAGUUGAGCAUGCUACUAUAGAUAUCACUUUCUGGCAUGUUACGUCGCUGCAUUAUGAUUGCUUAAAGAGUUCGAUCAUGUUCGUUGUGCUGGUUUACUUGUUUAAAUCUUCUGCCACACUAUUACUACUUAUACACAAGUUAAUUAUAAUAUUCAAUAUCCCCCCUCCCCCACCGAGACCCGCCUUUCGUACUCUUCUUCUACAAGAUGAACUGCAUCCGCACAAACGGCUCCCCUUCAUAUCCCGUGAACUCCGAGACUGGUACAGUUGAACCCUCUACGGAUUACGACCUUGAUCGAUGCCGAUUACAAUUCUGCUGUAUGUGGUCGAUACAAAGCGCGCGAAGACGCGACUUGAGGCGGAAAGUGCGUAACAAUUAAGGCUUUACAGAACAAGCCAGAGAUGAUCAUUGUAGAAGACGAAGAAGCUGCGUCAAGAUGUUGUAUGUGCACAGAAUCAUCUAGGAGAGAACAACUCAAAGACCUCUAAAACAAUCUGCUCGCGAAGAAUCGAGGCUUCAUGCAGCAGGCGUGGGAUUGGUUCCGAGAUACGCUAAUCACUGACGACGUGGCAGUCUUGCCAGAAGAGGAAGGGGAUGGGACAUCAACGAAGGGAGAUGCGAUGAAGAAAAGUCAGAAAGUUACGGACUAGGUGAUGGGCAUCUUCUCGUUAGCAAAUUGGACGAAAAGAGAGGAGACAAUUUAGAGACCCGUGAUCAUGUUGGAGUUCGAUUCGUCACGUACUAUCGAUCUUCUAGAACAACAUACAAUUACAAACUGCAACAAACCUUGAUCUUUUCUUCCUCUUUAAGUAAGCGGCAAUACAAUGCACAUUCUCAUUUCUAAUCCAGACCAGGCUAAGCGCACGACAACUUACGACGACGAUGAUGAGGAAGCGCCGCAAGAGGGGAGAACGAAUGCAGCUAAAAAGGGUGCAAUCGAAGACGCAUACGAAAGCACUUGAUGAUACAUAGCGUCUUGUAGACGGCAUUUUCAAAAUAAAACCAAGUUGUAUUCGAUGGUAGCAUCGGAAACGCACAUACCACAGCAUCUAGAGAAGAGGUUGAAGACUUGCAAUAUCGCCUUUCCGAGGCUACUCAGACCAUGAGUAUCGAGGACCAACGCACUUUGUACUUUAUUUAGAUGGAGGAAAUGUCUUCAGGUUGUACUAGGAUUCUUUCUUGGUCAACAUUGCAGAUCUCAACGUCUCGCAAAGUAUGCCUAUGCUCGUUUUUCGCCUUGGGCUGCUCCUGCUCGUUCGUCUUCUUAUCGAAUUAGUACAUGCCUUAGAGAUGUUGUGAGAAUUAAUGUGUGUCAAUCCUUAGAGGCGUUUGCGUUUCGAACGAGUUAUUCCCACACGCAGGUGAGAUAGAGAUUUUAGAAGCUCACCCCAAGCCCCAGUAUCAAAGGGAAUGAGUCGUGGUGUUUUUUUUGGAAAACCAAAUUCCUACUCUUCAUCAAUAUCCCACGAAGAACUACAGACUGCAUCUUUUUAUCACGAGGUCUCCUUUCGACAUCUACCAAAUAUCCUAGUCAUAUUUUCGAAAAUUCAACAUAGUUACUCACAAAAAUUUUGGGUGAUUUGAAUUUUAGAACAAGUUCUACCAAAUCGAUUUCAUCAUUCUUAUAUCCUCUAGAUGUAGGUAACCCUCUAGUUGUAGGUAAAGGACGUGUAUCUAAAAGAACAGACGAAACGUCGUUCUCUGCAAUGCCUCGUGAUCUUUUUUAGUUUGAUGAGACCGAUCUGAUUUUGAAAGACCAGACGGGGCAUGGAACACCAUUGCCGUUCUUCUUAUUCGUGUCUUCUUUGCCCGG